Molecule: messenger RNA, 822 nt
Organism: Penicillium macrosclerotiorum
Lineage: Eukaryota; Fungi; Ascomycota; Eurotiomycetes; Eurotiales; Aspergillaceae
Exons: 1
Coding region: 1-822 (273 amino acids)
Source: RefSeq, a predicted model, not a curated record
AUGGCAAUUACCGACAGCAUUUUCGCACGGACUGGUGACUUGGGACCACAAAAUGAUGCUGAUGGAGAUGAUUCGUCCGACUCAAUGGAGUGGGAGUCGUCGCCCUCACCCUCCAUGGACUCGGGUACACAUUUGGAAGAGUCUACAAUGGCUGACAUUUUGAUGGAUAUUGACGAGCCUGAACCCGAGAUCGUGAGCGGCCUCGUAUCUCGGUCAGCCGUUGAGAAUAAUUGCGCUUCCAUAGACUUCAGUAUCCCAUCUGCCGUCGGCUUUCCGAUCCGCCUCGACACCCCCCAUCUCUGGACAACCCCAGACCUCCGUUCCAGUCGAGACUUUAUGGUAGCUCAGCUUGGUGAGUGUGAAAAUCUUCUCUUGGCUAAAUGUGAGCUUCGGGUCGUCACUAACAUCCUUCAUGACGUGCAGCACCGGCUAUCUCAGUACGCUCUUGCUAUUCACAGAGCUACAGUGGAGCAAUCCUUCAUCACAAGAGCUUGCUCCUGGUCACGGUGGGGAGCAAUCAACAAUGCCAUUGAAAUGAGGGCCGCUCUUUUUGAGCAGGGCAACCACCAAACCUCGGCACAUUUCCUCCGCAUGGUACGUAUUUCCCUGGGACGACUCAUCGUUGAAGUCACCUCGUGUCCUCAGCAAGAAGAGACUGACACGAUUGCCAUCGAUUUCGAGGUUAUGGCUCGCAUGGAGUCCACGUACUGGAGACUUCGUCAGCACGACCUGGAUGUCAUGAUGCGGAUGGUUCUCCCCCUUUCGAGCCCCCUGAGCAAUCUGCUCGGCUCGAUGAGCUGUAUAGCAUUUGGUGUCGACUGA